AUGGCACCAGAAUAUGCAUUAUGGGGAUUCUUAACCUACAAAGCAGAUGUAUACAGUUUUGGGGUUCUUGCUCUGGAAAUCAUUGCUGGAAAGAGCAAUAUGAAAUAUCAGCCAAACGAAGAUUGUUUUUGUCUUCUUGAUCAAGCUGUUCUCCUGAAACAAAAGGGGAGGUUGAUAGACUUGGUGGACCCAAGAUUGGGUUCUGAAUUCAACAAAAAGGAAGCAGUGGGGAUGCUCAAAAUUGCUCUAUUAUGCACUAAUCAGUCCCCGGGUCUUAGGCCCACCAUGUCUGAAGUAGUGAAUAUGCUUGAAGGUCAUACAAAAAUUAAGGAACCAAACGUGGAUGUAAUUAUGUCUGAAGAGGAGUUACGGUUUCAAGAACUUGGAAAGACGUUUGAAGAGAUGCAGUCUCAUGACUCUGAACAAACAGAGAUUUCAAUUAAACCAACAUCUUCCAACUCAAACGAUCUCUAUCCAGAUAGUCAAAUUUCUGAAAAGUGCUGA
Molecule: messenger RNA, 504 nt
Organism: Lactuca virosa
Lineage: Eukaryota; Viridiplantae; Streptophyta; Magnoliopsida; Asterales; Asteraceae
Source: the annotation of a GenBank genome assembly